Dermacentor andersoni is the source of this 1039-nucleotide messenger RNA. NCBI's taxonomy places the organism in Eukaryota, Metazoa, Arthropoda, Arachnida, Ixodida, Ixodidae. The record is from RefSeq and is a predicted model, not a curated record.
GGACAGAAUCACGCGAGGAACAGGCGUGUAGAGCUGGUGGAGCGAACUCUGGCAUCUUCUGUAUCUAGAACUUCACAGCACAACGUUUCUACACUUCACAUUCUGAAAUGGAAGAGCUGAGGGUUCCUUCAAAGAAAGACCUGGUGUGCCCGAAGGCUGCCAAGUAUGCCGAAGACCAUACGUUACGGCUGCAUCCCGUACAAAAGAAACUCAUGGAGAUCACCAAGAGUCACGUGUACGGCUCCAUGUUGGGGGACAGCUGCCAGCUGCAGUUCUUCCAGAUCCUACUCAAAACAAUAUCGGCUAAAAAGUACCUCGAAAUAGGCACCUUCACCGGCUGCAGUGCCGUGGCCGCCGCGCUGGCUCUGCCUCCGGAUGGGAAGGUGGUGGCGCUGGACCUGCACGAGGACCUGGUCAACGUUGGCAGGCCACACUGGAAGGAAGCCGGUGUGGAGGACAAGGUGGAACUGAGGUUUGGACCGGCAGUUGAAUCCUUAGACGCCCUGCUGGGCGAAGGCCAGGCGGGCACGUUCGACUUCGUGUUCAUCGACGCGGACAAAGAAAACUACGACAACUACUACGAGAGGGCCCUGCAGCUGGUCAGGAAGAACGGCCUCAUCGCCAUCGACAACGUGCUGUGGCGCGGCCUGGUGUACGACGCCAACGACAAUUCAUCGGAAGUGACGUCACUACGGGCGUUCAACAAGAAACUGCACGAGGACGAGCGGAUAGACGUGUGCCUGCUACCCAUCGCUGACGGGCUCACGUUUGCUCGAAAAAGAUGAUGCAACAUGGGCGAGAGUUGACAAAGACAUACAACGUCAACAAACACCCUAGCUUCCAAUAAAAUAUUUUAUCCGCCUUGCAAAUCGGCCCCAGAAAUAGACACGUCAAUCACCAUACGAAUCCUCGUUGGGUGCCGAAUUCAAUUAUUUUUUCUUUUUGAAGCGACGCUUUCUUUGCAAGCCCUGGCGGACUUUCGUGAUCGUGGUUGGGUGUUGCUGUCUUCCCGAACGAGUGCUGCCAAACUCUAAAGUCA